Molecule: messenger RNA, 3692 nt
Organism: Arabidopsis arenosa
Lineage: Eukaryota; Viridiplantae; Streptophyta; Magnoliopsida; Brassicales; Brassicaceae
Source: the annotation of a GenBank genome assembly
CUGUUCCUCCUCUGUAUAAAGUUCCUUGUACAACUCAAAAUCCAUCUGGGUUUCGUGUUAGAAUUUGUGGGUUUUGAGUAAAUCUGUUUGUUUCAAUAGAAAAAAGGUGACUUUGAUUCCCCGGAAAUUUGACGAAUUUUGGGAGCUAAUUCUGGGAAUUGCACAUAGUUUCUGGGUAUUCUUUAUUCUUUGAUUUCUGAAAAAAAAAAACUGAACCUUCGGAUUCUAAACCAAAACCAACGAGCUCCAAUGGUGGUGGCGACGACUAUAGCUCUUUACGCGAGCCCACCAAGUAGCGUUUGUUCCACGCCACAUCAGAUCUCAUGUGAUUUCGAUCUGACCUCCAGGAGUUCGUCAACGUCACCUUCCAUGGCUUCCUCGCCGCAGAAACCAAUCGUCGGUGGCCUCUCUUCACUUUUCUCCGGCGCAUCCGUCAAAUCUUCAGCUUCUUCUUGCUCAUACUCAACCGGAGUAGAUGAGUUUUCUUCACUACGCUAUGAUCGGAGUGAUGAUUUAAAAGAUCUGAGCUUGAGCAGCUCCUUUUGUUAUUCUCCGGCAAAAUUUGUGAAUUCUUCUUCGUAUCUUAGACGAGAUCACCAGAGUCCUAUCUCUGUGCUUCACGGUCCAGUUUCUUGUAGUUGUAGCCCUCCGAUGAGAAUGUCUCGUGAUCGAAAUCUCGAUGGCUCGUUUCGUUUAGGAGCUAGUGGAUUGUUCAAUGGUUUCGUAAGGAAAGCUCUUGGAUCAUGUGUGGAUUACGAAUUGGGAUCGGAUUCUGUUCUCGUUGAUGAGCUAACGUUUCCUAUGGAGGAUGGUUUUGGGGUUGAUACAAGAAAGCCAUAUGCUAGGGAUUUGUUAAGACGUGCUCAAGUUAGACACAAGAUCUUCAAAGAUGAGUCUGUGAUCAAAGCAUUUUACGAAGCAGAGAAAGCUCAUAGAGGACAGAUGAGAGCUAGUGGUGAUCCUUACCUUCAACAUUGUGUUGAGACUGCUAUGUUGUUGGCUAAUAUCGGAGCUAACUCAACUGUUGUUGUUGCUGGGCUUCUUCAUGAUACUAUAGAUGAUUCAUUCAUGAGCUAUGAUUAUAUUCUCAGAAACUUUGGAGCAGGAGUGGCUGAUUUGGUUGAAGGGGUUUCAAAGCUUAGCCAAUUGAGCAAACUCGCUAGAGAGAACAAUACGGCGUGUAAAACUGUUGAAGCAGAUCGAUUGCACACAAUGUUUCUUGCAAUGGCAGAUGCAAGAGCUGUUCUUAUAAAACUGGCUGAUCGAUUACACAACAUGAAGACGCUUUACGCUUUGUCCCCAGUGAAGCAGCAGAGGUUUGCUAAAGAGACGCUGGAAAUAUUUGCACCGUUGGCUAAUCGCUUGGGAAUCUCUACCUGGAAAGUUCAGCUUGAAAAUCUUUGUUUCAAGCAUCUUUACCCAAACCAGCAUAAUGAGAUGUCAACCAUGCUUGAGGAUUCAUUCGAUGAAGCCAUGAUUACUUCUGCAAUAGAGAAAUUGGAGCAAGCUCUUAAGAAAGAAGGCAUUUCUUAUCAUGUUCUGUGUGGCCGGCACAAGAGCUUGUAUAGUAUUUACAGCAAGAUGUUGAAGAAAAAGCUAACAGUGGAUGAAAUUCAUGACAUUCAUGGGUUACGUUUGAUUGUUGACAACGAAGGAGAUUGUUACAAGGCCUUAGGAGUAGUUCAUAGCUUAUGGUCUGAAGUUCCUGGAAAGCUGAAGGAUUACAUAACUCAUCCCAAAUUCAACGGGUAUCAAUCUUUGCACACGGUAGUGAUGGACAAUGGAACAGUCCCACUUGAAGUCCAAAUACGUACACAGGAGAUGCAUUUGCAGGCAGAAUUUGGGUUUGCAGCUCAUUGGAGGUACAAGGAAGGUGACUGCAAAUACUCUUCGUUUGUGCUUCAGAUGGUUGAAUGGGCUCGGUGGGUUGUAACCUGGCAUUGCGAAGCAAUGAGCAAAGACCGAUCUUCCAUAAGUUCUUCUGAUUCCAUCAAACCCCCUUGCAAGUUUCCGUCUCACUCCGAGGACUGCCCGGCUUCUUACAAGCCUAACAGUAGCCAGGACGGACCAGUCUAUGUCAUCGUAAUCGAAAAUGACAAGAUGUCUGUGCAAGAAUUUCCAGCGAGUUCUACAGUCUCGGAUCUGCUAAGCCGGGCGGGGCCAGGGAGCUCGAGGUGGUCCAUGUAUGGCAUACCAGCGAAGGAAGAACUAAGGCCAAGGCUGAACCAAAGACCUGUAAGUGACCUCAAGUGGAAACUGAAGAUGGGUGAUGUGGUGGAGCUGACUCCAACAAUUCCUGACGAGUCUCUGACUGAAUACAGAGAAGAGAUUCAACGGAUAGCAAGGGGAGUGCUUCUUGUGGUACUAGUAGUUAUGGCCACCACAAUAGUAAACGGGACACCGGUUGUCGAUAAAGCAAAAGAUGCAGCUGAAUCAGUUGGUGAUAAAGUCAGUGAAGCAGCUACAACAGUUGGCGAUAAAGCAAAAGAUGCAGCUGCAUCAGUUGGUGUUAAAGUACCGGGAGCCAAAGCAGGCGGUGCAUCACUUGAUGUUAAAGCAUCAGGAGCUAAAGGAGAUGGCAAAACUGAUGACAGUGCGGCAUUUGCGGCUGCAUGGAAAGAAGCGUGUGCAGCAGGGAGCACGAUUACAGUGCCCAAAGGUGAGUAUUUGGUAGAGAGCCUAGAGUUCAAAGGUCCAUGCAAAGGUCCAGUCACUUUGGAAUUGAAUGGCAAUCUUAAGGCUCCGGCUACGGUCAAGACCUCUAAACCUCAUUCCGGAUGGAUUGAUUUCGAAAACAUCGCUGAUUUCACUUUGAAUGGAAACGGGGCCAUUUUUGACGGUCAAGGUUCCCUUGCUUGGAAGGCCAAUGACUGCGCUAAAACCGGCAAAUGCAACUCUCUCCCCAUCAACAUCCGAUUCACGGGUCUAACAAACUCGAAAAUUAAGAGUAUUACAUCAACAAACAGCAAACUUUUCCACAUGAACAUCCUUAACUGCAAAAACAUAACUCUUGAGGAUAUUGGUAUUGAUGCACCUCCGGAGAGUCUCAAUACCGAUGGUAUCCACAUCGGAAGGUCCAAUGGCGUCAACUUACUAGGGGCAAAGAUUAAAACCGGAGACGACUGCGUUUCCAUUGGAGAUGGUACUGAAAAUCUCAUUGUUGAGAACGUAGAAUGUGGACCAGGACACGGAAUUUCCAUUGGAAGUCUUGGAAGAUACCCUAAUGAGCAACCAGUAAAAGGAGUCACCGUGAGGAAAUGCCUUAUCAAGAACACUGACAAUGGUGUUCGCAUCAAGACAUGGCCAGGAUCUCCUCCCGGUAUCGCCUCCAACAUUCUUUUCGAAGAUAUCACAAUGGACAAUGUUAGCACCCCUGUUCUCAUCGACCAAGAGUACUGUCCUUAUGGCCACUGCAAAGCUGGGGUACCAUCGAAAGUGAAGUUGUCGGACGUGACUAUCAAGAACAUUAAGGGAACAUCAGCAACGAAGGUGGCUGUGAAACUUAUGUGCAGCAAAGGCGUUCCUUGCACCAAUAUUGCUCUCGCUGACAUCAACUUGGUCCACAACGGCAAAGAGGGACCAGCUGUCUCGGCAUGUUCUAACAUCAAGCCUAUUCUUUCCGGAAAGUUGGUUCCAGCGGCUUGCACUGAAGUCGCUAAACCGGGUCCUUAAAUUAAAGUCGCAUGUCCACC